AUGUAUGUGAACGUAACAGCCAUCUCCUUCAAGAUCAGCAGGAGCGUUCACUGUAUCUCCAACUCGAGACUCAACAGCGGCCGGGCUCGCAAAGACCUGACAUGGCCGCAGUUUGGUCUACCAAGAUUGGCUAGUACCUUCACGAUAAGCAAUUGCCAGGCGCUCUCUAGUACUGGGAUUGCUCUCAAUCAUGUCCCUGCAGGUGUUAAAGAUGCAAGUGAUAAGAAGAUUCUUGUUGAUAUGUUGUUUUGGGCUGUGGACAAUGCCGCGCCUGCUAAUUAUUUGUUAAUUUCUGGUGAUCGAGACUUCUCUAAUGCUCUCCAUCAGUUGCGAAUGAGGAGAUACAAUAUUCUUCUGGCACAGCCCCAGAAAGCAUCCGCACCCCUUCUUGCGGCUGCAAAGAGUGUAUGGCUCUGGACAAGUCUUUUGGCAGGAGGACCGCCUCUCAGUGAAGGUGAAUCACUGCAACCUGAUAGUAAUAGCUAUAUGUCCACUUCAGAAACUUCACAGAUGCCAUUGACUGAUGCCGCUCAAUUAAAACAACCAGCGGAUUCCUAUUCUGAGAAUCCGUAUCUGGCAAACCAGAAGUCUCCUUACACAGCAAGGGGUUAUGACAAUAAACAGAAAGGGAAAAACAUCCGAAGAAGCCCAAGCCAGACAAAUGGAUCAAAGACAACAAGUGUGCCUCUUUGGACCCAAGAAGAUCAACAUAAUACAAACUCUCACCAACCGGGUACUUAUUUCCCUAGAGUUCCCCUUAGUGGACCUGCCCCAGAUUUUGUUCAUGGAAAUACUAAUUUUACUUGGUGUGAUGUCCCCUAUGUUAAUGACAACCACCAAAAUCAUUAUACACAGCAAUUAAGGCCAAACAAUUCAGCGAUGCAACCUGACUUUGCGGCAGGUGGUUUUUAUCCUCCUCCUUAUCUUCACCCUUGUGGUCCUCCUCCAAUGCCUGCCAGGCCCAACGGAACAAGUUCUAUGCCUGAACCAUAUAUGAGUGCGCCUGAUAUUGGUAAUUUGAACAUUUCUGGAUACUCCAUCAACUUUAACCCUCAACGACGAAAUCCAGAGGUAAAACAUGAUUCCAAGAAGAAACUUCCCCGAUCUGUAAGCUCAAGUAACUCGCAAAAUGGAAAUAUGGCACAUAACUCACCAUCAAUUUACCAGGAUGAGAUGCCCAACCAUAGAUACUCCAGUCAUCCAGAAUAUCUGUCAUCAUCUUCAUCAGCAAUGGGGGCUAGUGUUGCUCCAGGAAGUGUUAUAUGGGGGAGUCCAGGAUGCCCAAAACCUUCUGAAUACGUUCAAGGCCUUAUAGGUGUGGUCUUGCUUGCCUUGAACACCCUUAAAAGUGAAAAGAUAAUGCCAACCGAAACAAAUAUAGCUGACUGCAUCAGAUAUGGAGAUCAGAAGCAUCGUAACACUGACAUUAAGAAGGCCCUUGAGUGUGCCAUUGAGCAUCAGAUGGUAGUGGCACAGAGCUUAGGUGCGAUGCAGUUGUUUGUUGGUAAAAACGAGAAACUGUGGAAAUGUGUCAACCCUAUUGGUGGCAGCCCGAAACAAAUCCCAAAAGCAACAUGGGAUGAAAUUCAACUUUUUCUGAUAUCCUCUGCCGGGCGAUCUGCAAUCUUGGCUUCUCAGUGCAGGUAUGAAGCAGGUACUAUUUUAAAGAGAAAGUGCUUGAAAGGACAUGCUCUGGGUGAUAUCCUUCAGAUCUUGAACAUGGUAAUUGGCUAUAAAAAAUGGAUCAUACAUCAUCCAUCAGGAUGGCAACCAAUUAGCAUUACACUAUCAGAGAUCGAUAGCGAUUUAUGGUCUGCAGAGGGCACAUAAUAUUAACUAUGGUAAGGGAAGGAGCCUGCAGUCAGCUAAGGGUAGUAUUUCAAUGAUGCUUGGCUUGGCGUGAGGCUGGUAAAAAAAAAGGUUCCAAAUCCUUGAAAUUGGAAAAUAGGUAGUAAAAGUUAGAGUUUAUUUAUGCUGGCGUCUUUAGUGCAUAAGGAUGGCCAUCUUAUAUCAACCUUUUGUUUUCUGAGAAGCUCUUAAGUUUAUCUUGAGGUUUAGUUAAAAGAGUUCUUGGACAACCUCAAGUCAAGGAGACAAUUUUCUGGGGAGCAUAUUUUCUAGCUGCAAAUCUAUCUACUUAAUGCAGUUAGGUCUUCCUUUUAUUCUUCAGUAGUGCAAUGGGGUGGUGGCCUUAGUUUCACUCUUGAGCUUCUAGCACACCACCACGAUUAAACCAUGAUUUUACUUUUUUUAGUAGGAAACCUGAGCUUUCAAUUCAAGCCAUCUACAGAAAUUUUAUGGAUGAAGAAGAUCUUAUCUUCUAGCAUAUAUGCCUUUCAACAAGUUUAUAUAACCACCUAAUAGCCUCUUAAUGUAUUGCAACUGAGAUGGAUUUUGUUACUUGUCACCUGAAAUUUUCCGGGGAGUUGCAUUGGUUCUCAGAAGUCAGUUUAUUUAAGUUGUACACCAAUGAUGGAAAACCAGAAUCUGCUAUUGCUUAUUCUAAGCUUGACUACUGGAUGGAAACAGAAGAUGGAAGUUGAGCGGUGAAAGCACCAACUGAGCAAAGCAAAAUAUGUAAUUUAUGCAAAUUUGGAAGAUUUUUACAACAAAUUGACCUAUCACAUUUGACUGUGAUUUAGUCUUGAAGAAGUCAAGACAGGAGAACACAACACAACAACAAAUGAUGGGUGUAUGCUGCAGAGAUUGGAUGCUGAAAUCAUCUACCUUGGUGGGUAUUCUAACUUUGGUCAUUAAAAAGGUGAUGUUCAUGCAACUUCUCUGGUCAUCGGAUGCUAAAGCCCUUUCGUUUUCCUUCUUCUGCUUGUUGCUGUCAUGGAUGGUAAAGUAUGUGUAAACCUCCAAUAUAGAAGUUUGAGUAUAUGAGAUGCGUGAGGAGCUGCUUGCUUAGCAUUUUGUGUGUACCUUGUAGUUCUCUCUGGCUUGUAUGGCUUUGAUGGAUGUGUUUGCAUUUAAAUGAAAUGGUAUUUGUUCAGCCUUUGUUCAUUA
Molecule: messenger RNA, 3009 nt
Organism: Populus euphratica (Euphrates poplar)
Lineage: Eukaryota; Viridiplantae; Streptophyta; Magnoliopsida; Malpighiales; Salicaceae
Exons: 5
Coding region: 1-1830 (609 amino acids)
Biological process (GO): regulation of gene expression
Cellular component (GO): peroxisome
Molecular function (GO): RNA nuclease activity
Source: RefSeq, a predicted model, not a curated record